CGCCACCUUGACCGGCGCGAAGUAAAUAAGGCGGCGAAGGUGGUCGAGAACUCUUUUUAAGGCGGUGGGAGGGAGACUCGUGGCGGCGGCGGCCCAGUUGAGAGAAACGCGGGAGACCAUUCCCACUCCAUGGGGUGCGGGAAGAGGAGGCCGCGACGGCCGGGCCCGGGUUAAGGCCGCCGCUUGGGAAGGAAGGGGGAGCGUUGCCAUGGCGACUAGGGAAAAGGGCGGCGGCGGCGGCGGCGCUCGAGGCCUUUCUUCGGGUCGUCGCCGCCGCCGCUGUCGCCGAGACGACCCCGGCAGCAUGAAGCCGGCGGCGGCAGAAGCAGAGCGAACGGGAGACCCCGAAGGCGGAAGCAAACGGCGGGAUCUUCCCGGCCCGGAUUGGGCUUCCCUGCUGCCGGAGGUGCUGCUCCGCGUCUUCCAGCACCUGCCGUUGCUGGACCGAGCGCGGGCCUCGCAGGUCUGCCGCGGCUGGCAGCGGGCUUUCCACCUGCCGGAGCUGUGGCGCCGCUUCGAGUUCGAGCUGGGCCAGCCCGGCGCCAGAGCCACCCACCCGGAGCUCAUCAAGCAGAUCCUCAAGCGGCACGCCGGCCACCUGCAGUACGUCAGCUUCAAGGUGGAUAGCAGCAAGGAAUCGGCUGAGGCUGCUUGUGAUAUCUUAUCCCAGCUUGUGAAUUGUUCUUUAAAGACCCUCGGAUUGAUUUCCACUGCUCGACCGAGUUUCAUGGAUUUACCAAAGUCACACUUUGUUUCAGCCCUAACUGUGGUGUUUGUAAACUCCAAAUCCCUUUCUUCACUCAAGAUAGACGAUACGCCAGUAGAUGAUCCAUCUCUCAAGGUGUUAGUGGCUAACAACAGUGAUACCCUAAAACUCUUAAAAAUGAGCAGCUGUCCCCACGUUUCUCCAGCAGGAAUCCUUUGUGUAGCUGACCAGUGCCAUGGCUUACGAGAGCUGGCCUUGAACUACCACUUGUUAAGCGAUGAGCUCCUCCUAGCUCUGUCUUCUGAAAAACAUGUCCGGUUGGAACAUUUGCGCAUUGACGUCAUCAGUGAGAACCCAGGACAGACGCACUUCCACACGCUGGAGAAAAGCAGCUGGGACGCUUUAAUCAGGCAUUCCCCCAAAGUGAAUUUGGUGAUGUACUUUUUCUUGUACGAGGAAGAAUUUGAUCCCUUCUUCCGAUACGAAACUCCGGUCACCCAUCUUUAUUUUGGGAGGUCGGUCAGCAAAGAAGUCCUCGGACGUGUCGGAAUGACGUGUCCACGACUGGUUGAGCUGGUGGUGUGUGCCAACGGAUUGCGGCCCCUGGAUGAAGAGUUGAUCUGCAUUGCUGAGCGUUGUAAGAACCUAUCGGCCAUCGGCCUUGGAGAAUGUGAGGUUUCCUGCAGUGCCUUUGUCGAAUUUGUGAAAAUGUGUGGCGGCCGCUUGUCUCAGCUGUCUAUAAUGGAAGAGGUCUUGAUUCCCGACCAGAAGUACAGCUUGGAGCAGAUUCAUUGGGAAGUAUCCAAGCAUCUUGGGAGAGUUUGGUUUCCAGAUAUGAUGCCCACCUGGUAGAGCUAUUGGAGGCAACGCCUUAGCUUGGGCCAGCCUUGUGGCAGCUUCAUCACAAUAAGCUUCUUCGUGAGCCUAGGAUCUCUGAAGCACUGUAGAAAGUCAGUCUACUCCUUAGUGCUGGUUUCUAAAAUCGGGGUUGAAAAAGUGACCAAGGAGGAAUCAAACAUGAUCACAUGACUUUAUCGUUUGCUUUUUCUUGUCCCAACAAGACGGAUGCUAGCGUAUGUAGACAUUGACAUGUAUUUACAUAUUCAGGGGCUGCAGUUCCAAAUCUUCUGAUAAAUUAACAGUAUUUUAGCCUGGCUCUUGGAAAUAUUCCUGCAACUGACUUUGUAAGGAGCAUAUAUCACUUUAAUGACGUAAUCCGGGAAGCUGUAGACAUUAAUCCAGGUUGUAUAACAAUGAAUUGCUUCAAGUGCAGAUUUAUAAUUCCAGAUCCCAAACCAUAACGGUGGGUCGUUUGGUGUUUCUGUAACAUUAUAAAUAUAGAGCCCUGCGACACGGUAGCUGGGGUAUGUUUGUGUGUGGAAAAUAUAAGUAUUUGCUGCUUUUUAAAC
Molecule: messenger RNA, 2115 nt
Organism: Notechis scutatus (mainland tiger snake)
Lineage: Eukaryota; Metazoa; Chordata; Lepidosauria; Squamata; Elapidae
Gene: FBXL3
Product: F-box and leucine rich repeat protein 3
Cellular component (GO): mitochondrion
Molecular function (GO): protein binding
Source: RefSeq, a predicted model, not a curated record